Molecule: messenger RNA, 1388 nt
Organism: Hyla sarda
Lineage: Eukaryota; Metazoa; Chordata; Amphibia; Anura; Hylidae
Gene: THAP5
Product: THAP domain containing 5
Exons: 2
Coding region: 479-1111 (210 amino acids)
Cellular component (GO): nucleus
Source: RefSeq, a predicted model, not a curated record
CGCGGGAACAGCAUAGGGUGGGCGGAGCCGCUGGAGCUUUGAGUUGUGUAGUCUCCACAGCAGUGUUUCCCAACCGAGGUGCCUCCAGCUGUUGCCUUUGGCUGUCCGGGCAUGCUGGGAGUUGUAGUUUUGGAACAGCUGGAGGCACCCUAGUUGGGAAACAGCUCUACAGAUGCAAUAUAGGCUCUGCGUAAUCCCCUGUGCAGCGCUGAUAUUCCCUCCAGAGCAUGUACAUGACAGGACGUGUUAUUUACACAGGAGGGGCUGACCUGAAUGAGGCGAACAGGUAUACUCCGAUAGUGCCGUGCCCUCAUCCAACAUGGCAGCCUAGUGCCCGCUAUCCCAGUGGUGUCAGGUGCCCGGAUACGGAAGGAUAGGCGUUCUGCCCAGUCCUCGUGUAUCCUCAAGCAUAGAGCCGCACUAGAAGCUGCCAGGAAAGAAAGCAGCAUUUUGUGCACUGAGAAAGCCUGACGAUAAAAUGCCAACCUGCCAGACAGUGACUUAUGAGUUUCAUCAUUCCUCCCUGGACAAUAUACUUAACACAUCAGCAGUCCCCAAGAUGUAUUUUGAAGUUCCAUUAGUAGAGCAGAGUGACAGUGUCUCAGAAAAUCUGCAUAGAUUUCAUGUAGAUCAUUCCAGCAACAAAUCCCAAACCUCUGACAAAUCCCUCGUGUUCACUUCAAUUGCGCAAACAAUAGAACAACUGGGUCUGGCUGAAGAAUCCCUUAUAUCCAUCAUUGUCCCAGAAGACAUUUCAAAAAAUCAAACUCUUUUGACAAGUCAGCCUGUUGAACAGGAUCAUCUAUUCACUGAAGGGGAAAAUGUUGAUGGCAAACACAUUUCUUCCGAUGAAUCAGACAGAAGUGAUGAGACUUUAGAAAUGGAGCAUUCUUACUGCAGGAUUGACUUUGACAGGAUCCGUCUCUGUGAAACUAUUGCUAAACUCCAGUCCAAAGUAGCUCUGCUAGAAGUGCAGGAAAAUGUUACGCUCGCCCGUCUGAGAUGUUUGGAAAUGCUCAUCGGACAGUUAAAGCAAGAAAAUUUGUUAUCGGAUGAAAAGUUAAAAAUCAUUGAUAAUUGUCAGAAAAGUUUUGAUUUUGCAGUUGUAUAAUAAAUGUAUUUGAUAAGAGCAAAGAAUGUCCAGCGCGGAUGUCAAGCAAUACGAAAAUGUAUUCAGCCAUAACACCAAACGAUGACAGGUGACGCGUUUCGGCCGCAAUCAACGGCCUUAUGUAUUUGAAGAGCAUCAUUGCUUACUUUUUUAUUUUACAGUCAUACAAUCAGUCUUGAGACAGUUUUAAAACUAUACUCAAAUAUGUGUAUAUCCCUUCUAAAUAUGGAAUAUAGAAUUGUAGUCAUUGUAGGUAUAAAAUAUAUUACACAGACCA